AUGGCCGCCAUCCGCAAUGCCUUGCGUGCACCACUGGAUGUGUGCUGCCGGGAUGUCCAAGUGUGGAUGAUCCUCACUGGCAUCAUCAGCUAUCUGUCAUAUGAGACCGCCUCCAACAUCCGGCUGGUGUGCCGCACGUUCGAGCGCGCCAUCCGGCACCGGCUGAACCAGGGCUUCUCGCGCGCCGAGCGGUAUGUGCAACAGGCGCUGAAGCUGUUCCGCGCCCAGCUGCCGCGCCGCGAGUCGGAGCGGCGCGAGCACCCGCUCUCGCGGCGCGUGGAGCACCUGGCCGCCGUCGAGACGCGCCUCGGCUUGCUCAGCAUGACCUACCGCCGCUACAUGGAGAUGGACGCGUGCUGCUUCAUUCCGGGCAAGGUGCUGGACGAAGUGUUCCGGGUGGUGCGCUACCUGAAGGAGGCGCCCUCGGUGGAGCGCUCGUCCUUCACCGUGCUGCAGGAGCUGCGCGACAUCUCCUCCAUGGCCAUGGAGCACUUCGAGGAACACAUCGUGCCCGGCCUGAAGCGGAACGAGGCCCGGCGCGGCCGCUCUCGCUGCUCGCUGUCUGCUCGCGGUUCUCCGGCGGUGCCAGCAGCGCCGCGCGCCGCCAUCGAGGCUCGCAACAAGAGCAUCAACGUGGUGGAGCACUCUGUGGCCAAGCUCAGCCAGCAGGUGCGUGCUGUGAUCUGGGCGGAAGGGGGAGGGGACCACUGGAUGACGUGUGCGCGUGUCUUCAUCGCCACCAACGAGAGUUGCACCGACUUCUACAUGUGCUCCCACGGCGUGCCGUACAAGCUCGCCUGUCCGGGAGAGCUGUACUUCAACGUCGUCACCGGCCAGUGCGACUACAAACAAACGCAAACUGCACGGUGCCGUCAGCACCAACGCGGUCGCCGGACUCGACGACCUCAAAGCCCGUUCCCACUGGGCUUCAGCGACUUGUGCUCGCUGAGUUCAUUGGUACUAAAUCUCAGUGGGAGCUAG
This is a messenger RNA of Pollicipes pollicipes, 981 nucleotides long. RefSeq names its product F-box only protein 28. Gene Ontology annotation, cellular component: extracellular region. The record is from RefSeq and is a predicted model, not a curated record. Lineage: Eukaryota; Metazoa; Arthropoda; Thecostraca; Pollicipedomorpha; Pollicipedidae. Bases 1 to 981 code for a protein of 326 amino acids. The transcript is spliced from 6 exons. Gene Ontology annotation, biological process: protein polyubiquitination. Gene Ontology annotation, molecular function: chitin binding.